AUGGACGGCUACAAGAGCCAGUGUUCUCAGAGCAUCCAACGCCUCAUCCUGUUGGUGUUUGACCCCUCCACAGGACUGGUGUGUAACAGGACGUUUGACCAGUAUGCCUGCUGGCCAGAUGGACUUCCUGGAACAACAGUCAAUGUUUCCUGUCCAUGGUACCUGCCCUGGUACCGCAAAGUCCAGCAGGGUGUGGUGUAUAGAGUGUGCAGUGGGGACGGACGCUGGGCCCCAAAGAACACCAGUGAGUGUGAGCAGGACGACCCAGGACAGCAGCACUAUGGUAGCAUCCUCAGUAAGUUCCGGGCCAUGUACACAGUGGGCUACUCCCUCUCCCUCGGAGCCCUGGUACUGGCUUUGGGCAUCCUGGUGUCAUUCAGGAAGCUCCACUGUAUGAGGAACAACAUUCAUAUGAAUCUGUUUUCCUCCUUCAUCCUGCGUGCUGUCUCCAUCCUGAUUAAAGAUGUCCUGCUAGACUCCCUGUCCGUCCCCCUGGCCCCCGGGGCUGACACCCACCAUCAGACGGUUGCCGGGUGCCGUAUCGCCAUGGUGAUGAUGCAGUACAGCGUCAUCGCCAACAACUAUUGGCUGCUGGUGGAAGGCAUCUACCUGCACAGCCUCCUGGUCGUCACUGUGUUCACUGAGAGGAACUACUUCGGCAUCUACCUGUUUAUCGGCUGGGGUGCUCCUCUGAUAUUCGUGUUGCCGUGGGUGAUAGUCAAAUACCUGUACGAGAAUGAAGAGUGCUGGGAGAGGAACAUCAACAUGGGUUACUGGUGGAUUAUACGUUCUCCCAUCCUGUUAGCUUACCUGAUGAAUUUCUUUAUCUUCAUCCGGAUUAUAAAGAUCCUGAUGUCGAAGCUCAAGGCCCAUCAGAUGAGAUACACAGAUUACAAGUUCAGGCUGGCUAAAUCCACUCUGACCCUCAUCCCUCUGCUGGGUAUUCACGCCAUCCUCUUCACCUUAGUCAUCGAUGAGUCCGUCCCCAAAGGUUCCAAGAUGCGUCUCAUCCGCCUCUUCUACGACCUCCUCUUCAACUCCUUCCAGGGCCUACUGGUGGCCAUCUUGUAUUGUUUCGUCAACAAAGAGGUCCAGUCUGAGAUGUUGAAAAAGUGGAAGAGGUGGAAGCUGGGUAAAGACAUCGAGGAAGAGUACCGUCAUACAUACAGCCACGCGCCUCAUGUCAAAAGCGGCAGCAUCGUCACCGGCAACCUGGCCAGUGUCCAAGACAACAGCAGCGACCAUAAAGACUCACAGUUGACCCCAACCCCGACUACGACCCAGAUCCUAACCCUGCCUCAACCUCCAUCACCCCCAAUGAGAGCAGUAGAUUG
Molecule: messenger RNA, 1334 nt
Organism: Oncorhynchus gorbuscha (pink salmon)
Lineage: Eukaryota; Metazoa; Chordata; Actinopteri; Salmoniformes; Salmonidae
Product: glucagon receptor-like
Exons: 12
Biological process (GO): adenylate cyclase-activating G protein-coupled receptor signaling pathway; cell surface receptor signaling pathway
Cellular component (GO): plasma membrane
Molecular function (GO): peptide hormone binding; gastric inhibitory peptide receptor activity; glucagon receptor activity
Source: RefSeq, a predicted model, not a curated record